CAACUUUUCAAGGGUAAAAAUGCCAAACCACUUAUCUGUUGACCAAAACCAAAAUGUAAAGGACGAAUACUGCCCAAAAUUCUUCUUCUUCUUCAUUUCAACCAAACCCAAAAGCUGAGCCUCAUCUCCAUGGCAGAACCACCAACUUGUAAUUGCGGUGUACCAGCUAGGGUGAAGACGUCGUGGACAGCUGAAAAUCCAGGAAAGAGGUUCUACGGUUGCGCUUACUACGAACAUAAUGGUGGUGGCGGCUGUGGCUAUUUCAAGUGGUAUGAUACAAACAGUUGCGAGAGGUGCGAUAAAUUAGUGAGACACACAAGAAGAUUGGCGAAGAGAUUAAGAGAGUUGGAGGCAAAGGUGGAAGAGACAAGACGCAAGGAGAAAAUGAUGAAAUUGUUCCUGUUUGCGGCCUUUGUUGUAUUCAUAGUGCAGAAUUUAUUGAGCAAAGAUUGAGUUGUAACUGGCAUUUGUUGGUGCAGGUGGUGA
Molecule: messenger RNA, 486 nt
Organism: Coffea arabica (coffee)
Lineage: Eukaryota; Viridiplantae; Streptophyta; Magnoliopsida; Gentianales; Rubiaceae
Source: RefSeq, a predicted model, not a curated record